Molecule: messenger RNA, 1502 nt
Organism: Neocloeon triangulifer
Lineage: Eukaryota; Metazoa; Arthropoda; Insecta; Ephemeroptera; Baetidae
Product: magnesium-dependent phosphatase 1-like
Exons: 4
Coding region: 183-677 (164 amino acids)
Molecular function (GO): acid phosphatase activity
Source: RefSeq, a predicted model, not a curated record
AAUCUCACUUUUCAUUGGAUGAACGAACGGAGCGGUGCACACGAUCAACAAAAAAUUCAUUUUAUUUUUAAACGCUCAUAAAAACAACUCCUAGUUGAAAAAGAAUUUUUAAAUUAGCAAAUUCUUAGCCAAAUUUCUAUUAUAUUUUACUAUAUAAUCGGCUAAAGAAAAAUCAACGUAACAUGAGUUCCCGUAAACCAAAAUUGAUCGUAUUUGACUUAGACUGGACACUUUGGCCUUUUCAUGUGGACACAAAUGUUGACCCUCCAUUUACAAGACUUCCCAAUGGGAAUAUCAUAGACCAAAGAAAAAGAGAAAUUGAGCAUUUCCCUGAAGUACCAAAAAUUCUGGAACGGCUUGUCUCUGAGGGAUAUCAAGUUGCUGUUGCGUCCAGAACAGGCGAGAUUAAGGGAGCUGAGCAACUGCUUCAGUUGUUCGAUUGGAACAAAUAUUUCUCUUACAAAGAAAUCUAUCCUGGUUGCAAAAAGACUCACUUCAGCAAGUUCAAAAAGAACUCGGGCUUUGACUACAGUGAGAUGUUGUUCUUUGAUGACGAGUAUCGAAACAUUAGAGACUUGGUCUCUGUUGGGGUGUGCUCAAUUUUAGUUGACGAGGGAGUUGAUUCGAGCGUCAUUGCUGACGGACUUAAGAAGUAUGCAGAGGGAAAGCUCCAGUGAUCCCCAAAAGUCUUUGUUAAAUGGACAUAACCUCUAUUUAUGGCAUAACAUGCGGCUGGACCACACUUAUUUAUUUAACUUAUAGAGAGAGCUGGCAUCUAAUAAAUUUCGCAUAGAAAAGAAGAACAGAACAAUGGAUUCAUACAAAUAAUUGAGUUUUCUUAAAGGUACGGUUGCCACCCACUGAACAUGAGUCCCAAGUUAUGCGGAUCUUGCGCCUUUUGAAUCAGUCUACUUACUUGGCCCUCGACACUGUUAGCCAUUCCUUCUUCAGUGCCCAUCAAUUUCUGCUGAAUGCGAAGCAAGGCCCUUUCUGCCAUCUGAUUGGCUUCAUCAGUCAGCCCUGCGAUUUUUAAUUUUUAUAAAUAUUGUCAGGUUAAAAAAGCAUUCAGAACUCACUGUCAACUCUGCCUCCUUUCAUGCCACUCCUGUCAUUCUGAUUUUCUGACAUAGCGAUCGUCCAAACAUACAUGGGGUUGUAAAGCAGCACUUGCAAAAUCGUGAGAAUUGUCUUUUGGUUAUCACGGAGAACUUGCAUUGCAGCUUCACAUGAUCUACAAAAAAAUAAUAAUUUGAAUAGAGUGUGUAAACAAUUUAAGUUACUCGUACUUUUUAAAAACUCCUUCGACUCCAGAUAUUCCAAAUCCAGAUUCAAUAUCUCUUGACAAACGGAAAGGAACCAGUUCUGGGAUCCUGAGUACUAGACCUUGCUCAAAUGCAAUUCCAAAGUCGAUGUGAAUCACUUCAGCUGUGCUUGUGUCAAUCAAAAUGUUUUGCACAUGUCGAUCACCCAACCCAAGGAUGUAUCCAAUCAUGGAAGAUGCA